UCAUCUCCACCCACAACCUCCUAGAUAGCCCCUCUCAGUGUGUGUGCUGACCUUUCAACAAUGGCUACUACUACUAGAGGUUUGAGCAUUAUUGUGGGUGUAGUAGCCAUAUUCUUAGCCACAUUGCAUACAAAUAUUUUGGGAGUAGAGGGCAGAGCCUUCUUCGUCUUCGGUGAUUCGCUGGUCGACAGCGGCAACAACAACUACUUAGCCACCACCGCCCGGGCCGAUGCCCCACCUUAUGGCAUCGACUAUCCCACCCGCCGCCCUACCGGCCGUUUCUCCAACGGCCUCAACAUCCCCGAUCUUAUCAGCCAGAGCAUUGGCGGGACAGAAUCGCCGUUGCCCUACUUGAGUCCGGCUCUAACCGGGCAAAGGCUGCUGGUCGGAGCCAACUUCGCCUCUGCGGGAGUUGGCAUUCUUAACGACACCGGAGUUCAGUUUGUGAACAUAAUAAGGCCAUUCCAACAGCUAGAAUACUUCCAACAAUACCAAAGUAGAGUGUCGGCGUUGGUUGGGGCCGGCGAUGCUAAACGGCUAGUGAACCAAGCUCUGGUUCUGAUGACACUGGGCGGCAACGACUUUGUCAACAACUACUAUUUGGUCCCUUUCUCGGCAAGGUCCCGACAGUUCUCCCUCCCUGACUACGUGCGCUACCUCAUCUCCGAGUACCAAAAGAUUCUCAGGAAAUUAUAUGAGUUGGGAGCGAGGAGAGUGAUAGUGACGGGGACGGGCCCACUGGGGUGCGUGCCAGCGGAGCUAGCACAGAGGAGCACGGACGGGCAGUGCUCGGCAGAGCUCCAGCGAGCGGCAGGGCUCUUCAACCCGCAGCUGACGCAGAUGCUGCUGAACCUCAACUCACAGGUGGGCGGGAACGUGUUCAUCGCGGCCAACACGCAGCUCACAAACAACGACUUCAUCCGUAAUCCGCAGGCGUUCGGAUUCGUGACAUCCAAGGUUGCCUGCUGCGGGCAAGGGCCGUACAACGGGCUG
Salvia hispanica is the source of this 993-nucleotide messenger RNA. RefSeq names its product GDSL esterase/lipase At5g18430-like. Gene Ontology annotation, molecular function: hydrolase activity, acting on ester bonds. The record is from RefSeq and is a predicted model, not a curated record. NCBI's taxonomy places the organism in Eukaryota, Viridiplantae, Streptophyta, Magnoliopsida, Lamiales, Lamiaceae.